Stomoxys calcitrans (stable fly) is the source of this 441-nucleotide messenger RNA. RefSeq names its product lysozyme 1-like. The transcript has a single exon. The record is from RefSeq and is a predicted model, not a curated record. Lineage: Eukaryota; Metazoa; Arthropoda; Insecta; Diptera; Muscidae. Bases 13 to 441 code for a protein of 142 amino acids. Gene Ontology annotation, molecular function: lysozyme activity.
AAUUGUGGAAUCAUGAAAGUCUUUGUUGUUUUAUUAGCCGCCUUGGCUAUGGUUGCACCCGCCUUCGGCAGGACCAUGAAUCGCUGCUCCUUGGCCCAGGAAAUGUAUGCCAUGGGUGUGCCCAAAUCCGAAUUGCCUCAAUGGACUUGCAUUGCCGAGCAUGAAUCGAGCUACCGCACUCAUGUCAUUGGCCCCGCCAACUGGGAUGGCUCCAACGAUUAUGGCAUUUUCCAAAUCAACGAUUUGUACUGGUGCCAACCACAAAGUGGCAAAUUCUCCUACAACGAAUGCCGAUUGGGCUGCAACUCCUUGUUGACUGAUGACAUCAGAGAUUCUGUUAACUGUGCCCGCCAAGUUAAGAACCAACAAGGCUGGGGUGCCUGGGCUGUGUGGCCAAAGUGCAGCGGCUGGUUGCCCAGCAUUGAUGAUUGUUUUUGGUGA